AAGAACUGGGAGAUGGAGGCACCCGCGGUGCUGCUGGUGAUGGGUGUGAGCGGCUCCGGGAAGUAGCCGCUCCCCAGGGUCACCACGGAUGAAAGCCGAGGAAUGAAGGUCGGGCGUAGGGAGGCUGCUGGAGUACAGAGCGGAAAGUUGUUACGGGAAAGACGCAGUCCGCCACAGCUUUUAGCUCCAGCCUUACAAACCUGGACCUCAGGCAUCUUGCCGAGAAAGUGGAAGGGUGCAAAGUCCCAAACCAAGAGAUCUACCGUGGGCACACUGCUGGCCUCCAAGCUGGGAUGGAAAUUCUAUGAUGCCGAUGAUUACCACUCUGAAGAGAAUCGGAUGAAGAUGGGGAGAGGGGUACCGCUGAGCGACCAGGACAGGAUUCCAUGGCUCUGCAGCUUGCACGACAUAUUAGUAAGAGAGGUGGCCUUGGGACAGCAUGUCGUUCUAGCCUGUUCAGCCCUGAAGAGAAAGUACAGAGACAUCUUGAUACAGGGAAGAAGUGAUGGGCCCCUGAAAAGCGACGGGUCCGCAGAGGAAAGGCUGGCCGGCCAACAGCUCUUGGUGGUCUAUCUCAGCGGCUCGUUUGAGAUCAUUUCCAGACGCCUGUCCCAACGAAAAGGACAUUUUAUGCCGCCCGAGUUACUGCAGUCCCAGUUCAGUAUUCUGGAGCCUCCAUCAGCUCCUGAACACUUCAUCCAGGUCAGCGUGGACCAAAGUCUCUCAGAGAUCGCCGAUGCCGUUCUGGAAGCUCUGCCAAUGAAGUAAUCAUUCCACACCUGCGGGGGUGUCGCUGUGUAACAGCUCUCUAGCUGUCCUGGAAUUCACUCUGCAGAGCAUCCUGAAGCCCAGAGAUCCGCUUGCUUCUGCCUCCCCAGUGCUGGGAUUAAAGGCGUGCAUUACCAUAACCGGCUUCAUCUUCAUACAUAUGUCAUUAUGUUCUAUAAUCUGCCAUUAUGCUUUGCUUUAAUUCAUCCCCCUUCACAGCCUUCCCCUGCCCUUGUCCCCUGUUCCUCCCUGGCAGGUGACAAGGGCACCUUUGCCCAGGUGACCACCUUCCUGCAUUCAUGGUUUCUCAGUCUUUCUUAAGAUCUCUUCCUGCCUGCUUGGUAUACACAUCAUAUAUGUAUAUAAAACUUUAAGUUCAG
Molecule: messenger RNA, 1148 nt
Organism: Microtus oregoni (creeping vole)
Lineage: Eukaryota; Metazoa; Chordata; Mammalia; Rodentia; Cricetidae
Product: probable gluconokinase
Exons: 7
Coding region: 103-768 (221 amino acids)
Cellular component (GO): cytoplasm
Molecular function (GO): gluconokinase activity
Source: RefSeq, a predicted model, not a curated record